This is a messenger RNA of Aspergillus affinis, 1770 nucleotides long. RefSeq names its product STE20 family serine/threonine-protein kinase. Gene Ontology annotation, biological process: protein phosphorylation. Lineage: Eukaryota; Fungi; Ascomycota; Eurotiomycetes; Eurotiales; Aspergillaceae. The coding region runs from base 1 to 1770 and encodes 589 amino acids. The record is from RefSeq and is a predicted model, not a curated record. The transcript has 6 exons. Gene Ontology annotation, molecular function: protein kinase activity; ATP binding.
AUGGAGUCGGAUAUGUCGAGUCACUACCAGAUGAUGGAGGAGUUGGGGAGUGGAAGUUUCGGGACCGUGUACAAGGCGAUUGAAAAAUCUACCGGGGAGAUCGUGGCCGUGAAGCAUAUCGAUCUCGAGUCCAGCGAAGAUGACAUCCAGGAAAUCCAGCAGGAGAUCUCCGUCCUGGCGACAUGCGCGAGCCCGUUCGUGACGCAAUACAAAGCGAGUUUUCUGCGCGGACACAAGCUGUGGAUUUUGAAACCGGGCGUAUUCAACGAGGCGCACGUCGCGAUCAUCUGUCAGCAAUUGCUACUCGGAAUGGACUACCUGCACAGCGAGGGAAAAAUCCACCGCGACAUCAAAGCCGCCAACGUCCUCCUGUCGCAUACGGGGAAAGUCAAGCUGGCGGAUUUCGGAGUCGCCGCGCAGCUCAUCAACAUCAAGUCCCAGCGGAAUACCUUUGUCGGCACGCCGUUCUGGAUGGCGCCCGAGGUCAUCCAGCAAGCGGGGUACGACUACAAGGCGGAUAUCUGGUCGCUGGGAAUUUCGGCCAUUGAGAUGAUCAACGGAGAACCGCCGCAUGCUAGCACUCACCCGAUGAAAGUGCUUUUCCUGAUCCCCAAAGAACCGGCUCCUCGAUUGGAAGGCAACCAGUACAGCAGCGCAUUCAAGGACUUCAUCUCGCAAUGCCUGACGAAGGAUCCGGAUCGACGACCGAGUGCGAAGGAGCUCCUCCGACACAAAUUCAUCCGGAACGCGGGGAAGACUGAAGCGCUGCAGGAGCUAAUCCAGCGGAAACAGGACUGGGAUGGCGGACGAGGGGUGUCGCGGAACGUCAAGUACUAUGCGGAGUCACUUAACACCAUCACGCACUUGCAGGACGACGACGGAUGGGUAUUCGACACCGUGAAAGCGCCGACGAUGACGAUCCCCGAAGACCCAUACGAUAUGGACGAGCCAGAGCCAGAGCCCGAAUACUACCCAUACGAGGAGGAGCCAUCCGAGAUAAUGGAAAAUCUGCACAUCUCGAGUCCACCUCAAAAGCAGCCGCUCUACGUGAACACGGCCGUUAGACGCACUCCCGCCCCCGACCGCAGCCCCUCGAUACGACGAACCACCAGGAAGCGACGCUCAAGCGGAGUAAAGCAGCCUUUGGGCGUGGAUUUGACCUUCGGCAACAGUCCAUCGGCAGCCCGUCAAUUCCGUCGAGUGUCGGAAAAAAUGCCGGGCGACAGUCCUUAUGCGACGUCGUGUCCAAUUGCGUCGGAUGAGAACUUCAGUCCCAAAUAUGUCCAGUCGCCCGACACAAACAGCAAGGAAACCCAACUAGGACGUCGAGCAUACAGCAAAGCCGUCGGAAUAGCCUGCCAGGAGGUGCUGGGAACGACCGGCGACCAGGAGAAGCGAGAGGCCAUUUCGCGACUGGCCGAGGCCUGGAGUGACCUGGAAAUGGUGGACCCUGAGGGUCUGUAUCAUAUCCUCAGAGCCACAAACGAGCGACUCCAAGCAGAUCCGAAGCUGUCAACUCUUGUUCCACAAACUCCACCAGCACCCGAAUCCCCACAAAGGCCACGACUAGUUUUGGCGCAAAAUAACCCACAUCUAAAAAGCCACCGGCGGCGUCAAUCGUCGGUAGUGACCGACUCGAACCUGCAGCCGGCGCAGCUAGCGAAUCUUCCGGGUCAACAAGUGCCCGGGAUGGAGCACACCAAGCAACUUUCGGACGUGCUUUAUCAACGGUGGUCCGAAGGCCUUCGUAAUCGUUGGCCAGGGCUUUAA